AGCUUCAGAAUGUCAUGCAGCUGUAUGCAGAUGUCAUGAUGCACUUGCGCUGAGUUACAGGCAAUUAACCAUGCUGAGCCAUGUUUGAUAAUUUGGGACAUUUUAAAAAAUGCAUUAAAAAAAAGCAUAUGUACAUGAACUAACUUUAUGUUUAGUUUUUUUUUUUAGCUUAUUUGUUACAGUAGUACAUCUUAUGUAUAUAUGCCUAAUAAAUAUGUAUAAUAUAUUAGUCAUGACAAUUUUAUAAACUUAUGAAUAAAAUAGCCCAAGCAUGUUUCCUUUUUUUGGGGUGAGCUUCCUGUUUGAUGCUUACUACAUCCCCUUAGAUGAUGUCAUGUGAAUGAAGUGACAUUAUUUCUAUGAAGCAGUUCCACUGAAAGGGAUCAGUAGCAUUAUUUUUGACUUGGACUUGGACCAGGCCAGAAAAUAAAUUAAAAAAAAAAAAAGUUUACCUGAUUGGGUAAUUCAAAAAAGGUAUUCGACCUUCUUUUCAUCCUUGUGUAAAUUAAGAUGUGACAAUAAAUCUAAAUCUACACUGACAUUAUUCCUACAACAAUAAAAAAAAAAAGAUAUAAUGGAUGAAAGUAACAAACUAAACAAUUUGUUUGGGUGCCGCUGUUAUUAAGGCAGACAUGUCCUAGCUUACUAUUUUUGCCGGUUAUCUUUUCCUCAGGAAGCUCAGAGAGACAGGCACCUCCCAUCACACUCCCAGUCUCCCCACCACCACCGCUAGAUCACACUCUAUAUAUGCAAUGCUGAGAAAGACUCUAUUCAACAUGUUCAACACUAUAACAACUACUUCUAUUUCGCUCAUUAUGUUUAUGGAUUUAUUUGACCUUUAACCUGUGUAUGGAACCGACUCUUCAGUAGGAUACCGCCAAAUCAUGUGGAAAAUAUGAGUGAAGAAUUUCGGGAGCAUUACAUGAAGAGAUCCCAGAUCCAAGCCCGGUGUCUUCCCAAUGGGCAAUUAGGUCACCCAGUGCCUGGAAAGUGCUGCCAGAAUCAGGGAUGUAAACCACCUAUUUUCUCCAAAGCAAGAUCAAACCCAACACAUGGUCACGGUUUAAAUAAUUACCUGAAGAGACACACUAAACAAAACCUAAGGCCUGCUAAUUCAGAACAGCACCCAUUGAAAAACCAUAGGAAGGAGGUACUGACACAAUGGGAGGAAUCACAACUGACAGAGGUCAUGAAACAAAAACCAUGGAAGGACAUAAAAUGUAAAGAGAGGUCUAUGCAAUGGGAGGAGCUUGCACAAGGAGAUCAGGAAGAACAGGAAAAUAUACUAGAACAGGGGGAUGAGUUGGGCUGUGGAGAGGAGCUGGCACAGGGGAAUGGGUUAGAUUGGCAGGUGGGUUUAGAACCGAGGGAGGGAUUUAACUUACGUGAAGGACAAGGCUCAGCGAAGCUUCUCUCUGACUCCUACAAUAAAGUAGAGGAGGAAAUGCAAGGAGUGGAGGGACAGCUACAUAUGGAAGAGGAAAGGAAGGAAGUGUGUGUGAAUGGUAAAACAAGAUCACUUGUGACCCCUGUUGAUUCCAUGCUCUCAUCUACGUACUCAUUUCAUAAGCAAAUAGUGCACAAUGAUGGAAUAAACCAAAACAAAACUCGGACACUGGUAAAGUUGUCUGACAAAACAUAUACUAAUGACGUGUUCACUGAUCAAAAUUUUCUAAAUGGAUUUUACCCAAAUAAUAGUUACAUAAAUGGACUCAACACAGAUGCUUUGACCCCAGACCGAACUGACAUAGUCACCGUGUUCCCAGAAGCGUGUGAUGCAGGGGAGGCAUUGGCAGAUCCUGAUGGCUUUUCAGAGUGUGAUCUCUUUGAACACAAUAUUGAACCCUCUUGGAAGUCAGGGGUUGAAGAUGUGGGUGACUGCGGAGAUACAGUGAUGCUAUCUGUGGAAGAGGACUCAGAGAACUCGAGUGGAUCACUAGCUACUUUUGGGGAGGGGUGCAUUGAAGAGGUAGAGGAACAGGAACAACAGGAACAGGUGAAAAACCUUUCAUUGUCCAGAAAUUCUAAUUCAGAUCCAAAAGUUUAUCCAAAAUCUGAGAUAAAAGCUGAAACACUCUCUGAGUUUUCUGAUCAUAGCUUCUCUUCAUUCUGCUCAUCUGAGUCUGAGGUGACCUUAGAUGAAGUGGAAAGAACUGAGACCAAACAAAAUCAUGAAAAUGCUCAGGAUGGGCCAGAAACUGAGCAAGCUGUAUCAUCUGAGUUGAAAGCAGGUGACUGCAAUACAAGUUCUACACCAAGUGUGUCUUCCAUUGUUUCUCUACAAACUGAUGAGCAAAAGUCACAGCAGAAGCAAGAAGACAGUCAGGAUGGACAAGAGGUAGAAGGAGCAGACAUUCUAUGUGGUAAGACAGUUAUGGCAACAAAGAUGUUAGAAGAGCAUGUGUAUGAAGAAACUGAGCCAAAGUUCCAAACCAGAGACUUUUUGCAGACCAGGAAGUACUUAAUGACGCGUUCCAUAUCCGUGGAAACCCCCAGACUAGACCCACUGAGUACCACAAUAUCAGGAAAAGGACGUUUAAUGCUACACCCACAGUCAUACUACACACGACAUAAUUACCUUGGAGAUAGUUUGCCUGCUUUGACUGGUUCAUUAGGAUGUCUCUCACCAGGAAGUCCUUGCCCCCCUACUGUGGACAUACCACCUCCUUUUGAGCUGUCUUCCAUCACAAGACGACCAAUCCGAAAGAGUACACCUGCUCUGCCAAGUGAUGUGACUGCCUGUAAUAGGAAACUUGACUUUGGCCUUAAACGUUACUUCUUACCAUUACGGUUUCUGAGGAAAACUGAAAGAAGGACAGAUAGUCGCUCAGUGUCAUCUCGGUCCUCUUCAGAAUCAAGCCCACAGGGAUCUUGCCGGAGGUUAAAUUUAGUAAGGCAAUGUACAGAAAGCCCUGAGCUUCACAGGGCACAUGACAGUUCCGUACCAUCAUCCCCAUCUUCUCUUCGUUUACACAAGAACAUGCACAGGCAAGGUGUAAGCACUCCUUUGAAUAACAAUUUUGGGUCAGCUAGUCCCAACUCACGGGAUAUGUUAAGAGUGGAGUCAGAUGACUUGAUCCAUUCCCUUUUUGUACAGCCCUUCCCACUAUCCAAACCUCGGUCUUUCUCUUCCCCCAAUGUGGACUCGUCAAUUUAUGAGAAUGUUUUAAACACAAGUCCCCACUAUGAAAAUGUGCACGUCCGCCUCUUAUCACCCUCCAAUCAGAAUCAACGAAACCAGGGUUCAGCCAAUGACACUGACGGUUACGUGGAUAUGAGCAGCCUACCAAGCUUUCAGAGCAAAAGCUCAGCAAACGAGCAAGAGACAGAGAGUGCUUACACAAUCUGCUCUCCUAUGGUGAGGUCAGAUGGAACAAUGAGUGUAUCUGUAGGCGUAGGGUGUACAAAAGAGGAGGAGAAAAAAGCACCUGAAAGACUGACUGUUAAUUGUUCUAGAGCAUUUUACACUGUGAAAGAGCUGCUGGACAGCGAAACACAGCAUGUAAAGAUUUUAAGGCUUCUAAUUGAGACUGCAGGUGCAGAUGAGCAGCUGAUGAACCUUUGGAGUGAUUUACCUGCAAUUUGUUCACUCCACCAAGACCUCCACACUCAACUGGAAAGCCGUAUUAAAGAGUGGGAUCAGAAAGAAGGCAUUGCUGACAUCCUCUUGGCCAAGAAAGCAGAGUUUUCAGUUUUCUCUUCCUUUAUUAGCCAGCAUGACUCCAAAGUGAGGACUAUGGAGCAGAUGGAGAACACACAGCUGGACAUCAGUGCUCUCAAACAGCAGUUGCUGCAAGUGAUAGCGCGAGUCCUACAAUACCGCAUGCUUCUAACAGAUUACAAAAAUAAUCUUUCACUAGACGCCAGAGAGUAUGAGGAUAUACAAGCUGCUCUGGUGAUGGUCUCGGAUGUAGCUGAUCAGGCAAAGGACAGCCUCAAAAAUGGAGCAGAUCUCCUGCGUCUGAUCAGUAUCGAGCACAGUGUUCAGGGAUUAAAGAACCUGCUUCAGCCUGGGAGGGUGUUUGUGAAAGAGGGAACCCUGAUGAAGGUCAGCAGGAAGUGCAAACAGCCACGUCAUCUAUUCUUGAUGAGUGAUAUCAUGCUUUACACAUACCCCCAACAAGAUGGCAAAUACAGACUCAUUAACACUUUAGCACUGACAGGGAUGGAGGUUACUAGACAUUUGACUGAAAAUACUCAGAAUGCCUUGAAGAUUGAGGUGAAAGACAUUAGUAUCACACUGUUAGCAAGCUCUUCUAUUGAGAGGGAUGACUGGUUCGUUACACUGAAUCGGACUGUAGCUGACCUUGGCUCAUUAUUGAUAGAACCCCCUGGCUCUUUUGAGGUUGGGGAGAAGUCAGGGGUAUGUCUUGGGGAGAACGCACCGCCUCUUGUCUCCGUUUCCCAGGUAGCCGUGUGUAUGAACUGCCCCGUCCAUUUCAGCCUCACACACCGAAGGCAUCACUGCCAUGCCUGUGGAAAGGUUGUGUGCAGAGACUGCUGCAGGAACAAAGUCCCCCUCAAAUACAUGAAAAACAGGCGAGCCAAAGUGUGUAAUAAGUGCUACAGUGAGCUUUGCAAGAAUGAAGGUGAUACUGCAGUGCUAAUGGAAAGCUCCAGUCGUCCACUGUCUGCCGUUUUCCAGAACAUUCACCCAACAAGUCUGUGGAGGAGUCGCAAAGGCCACUUAUCCUUUAACCAGGUGACAGGAUCAGAGGGUGAGAUGAGUGGGACUCUGCAGAGGAGUCGAAAUAGUAAGCGAAGCUGGAGGAGUCUGUGGUUUCUUCUCAAAGAUAAAGUGCUUUAUACAUAUCCACAGCCUGAGGAGAGGGUUGCAUGUGAGUCCCUUCCUCUGCUAGGUUUCUCAGUAAAGUCUGAUAAUGAAGGAGAGAGCAGUGUGUUUCAGCUCUACCACAACACUACACUCUAUUACACAUUCAAGGCUCAGGAUACACACACAGCACAGAGGUGGGUGAGUGCCAUGGAAGAGGCCACAGUCCUCUAGCAGCUGCCAUCUACAGAGGGCAGUUAUCUUUUUCUGACUAUAAUACCAAAUGACUGUGGAAUCCAUGAGGACCGUAAUUUUUUCAUCCUACAGUGAUACACACAUCUUUGAUGCCAAAGCCAUACUAUGAAGAACAACACAGACGCAGUCCAGCAAUAACUGCAGGCAAACCUAAAGUCAAUAAAUACUGUAUUGUAUUUUUAAUUUGUUAUACGUUUGCAAUUGUUUAUACUGUAAAGCCCAGUACUGGAAAGAGUGCAAAACACACUAACUUGAGUAAAAAUGCUGCUACUGUAGUAAUAAUUCACUUAAGUAAAAGUAGUGAUGAAGAAAGUUACUGAAUUAAGAGUAAAUAAGUCAUCUGGUGAAAAACUACUUGAGUAAUUACUCUUACUUUUACGUACUUUUCCAAAUUACUUUUUUAUGUCAACAAUUAAAACAACUAAUAUGAAAAAGUUCUAUAUCUGAGAAAUGCCUUUUUGAACAAUCGUGUUAACUAACCAAGUGAGUUAUGCUGAAAUAAACACCACCUCUAUUAUCAACAGUGUAUAAAGAAAGGUAAUGUUAGCUGGCUAGCUACCUUAGCCAAAUGCUGUUGAGGUUUCUGUAGCUUGCUAGUUUCAUUAGGUAGCUGGCUCAUGUUAAUUCAUCGUGUUCCCAGCUACACAGUUAGCUAUCUAGCAAAGGUGCCCCUUACACAUUGAGCCUCAUUUAUUAAGCUGGAUGUGAAUGGAUUUAUUUUUAAAUCAUUCGUACAAGCAUUUACACAAGAAAUUUAGUAUUCACAAAAAUCCCAUAAAUUCAGAGUGUUUGUAAAUUUAUUUAUAAGAAGACUAACUAAUGUAAACCAGUAGUUGUAAAUCAUGAUCAGCUUCAAAUCAUAUAAUUUGCAAAGGAGUUACUGCAUUUUAAUAUAUGGAUUAUGCUGUCAAGUUUAAAUCACUUAUUUAUUUCAAUGACACACACAAGUUUUAAAUUUUUAUAAUCCUAUUGUUUCAUAUUAAUGGCAUUAAAGAAAUCUAAGAUGUAAAAAAAGACAGCAAGCCAACUCAAAUCGAUUUUAUGACAAAUAAGACUAAAAUACACACACGUUAUCUUUUUCUUUUUCUGAUUAUAAUACCAAUCAUGGCAAUCCACGAGGACCAUAUCUGUUUCUUCCUACAGUGAUACCUGCAUCUUUGAUGCCAAAUCCAUACUAUGAAGACCAACACAGAUGAUAUGGAAACAUAAAUCCAUCCAAACAUAAGCUUCUUGAUGAACUAAGAUGAACUAAUAUCACUAGAUAAGUUUUAUAAUGGGUUUAACUGUAAGUCCUAUUAUUCGUUAGCAAAGAAGGAGGCACAAAGCCGAGAAACACCAUAUCCUAAUUUCCUAAUGUACUAAUAACAUUUACACAUUAACAUUCUAUUUCCUUCUGAUGAAAUGUGUAGUUUUCUUACUUUUUUAUUGCUAAAAAUCAAACCAGUGCCAUGUCAAGACAAAUUAAGCAGUCACGAUUCAUACUCACUAUGAUGGGUCAGACGCUCUGUGAUUGUUUAGCUACUAUUUGCCAUUCAUUUCCAAACACAGAACCACAGCUGCAAGCUACACAAAUUGCUCUAUCUAUAUAUGAUUGCUGUUAAUUUGUCAGUUUGUUUUGUUUGCAUAUUUAUAAAUGUAAUUAUUUUAUGUUUUAUAUUAUUUGCAUUUUGUAGCAGGACCUACUGCAAUUGAGCCUUUUGGGUUUUCUAUAAUAAAUGAAAGGAUAAGCACUCAAAAAUCAAUUAGUCUACAUUAUGUGUAGUUCAUCAAAUCAUUUCUAUAAAUCUACAAUAAAGAUGAUUUGUAAGG
Molecule: messenger RNA, 6835 nt
Organism: Pangasianodon hypophthalmus (striped catfish)
Lineage: Eukaryota; Metazoa; Chordata; Actinopteri; Siluriformes; Pangasiidae
Product: FYVE, RhoGEF and PH domain-containing protein 5-like
Exons: 21
Coding region: 896-5005 (1369 amino acids)
Cellular component (GO): cytoplasm
Molecular function (GO): metal ion binding; guanyl-nucleotide exchange factor activity
Source: RefSeq, a predicted model, not a curated record